Molecule: messenger RNA, 732 nt
Organism: Aaosphaeria arxii CBS 175.79
Lineage: Eukaryota; Fungi; Ascomycota; Dothideomycetes; Pleosporales
Exons: 2
Coding region: 1-732 (243 amino acids)
Source: RefSeq, a predicted model, not a curated record
AUGAGAUACGCAGCUGCAAUCAUCUCCACCCUCCCCCUUCUCUCUUUUUCUUCUCCUCUCCCACAAGGCGCACCUUCAGGCCAUGAAGUCGAGAUAACUGGCAUCACCUACGGCGGCACAGGCUGCCCAGACAAGACCGUCCAAGGUCUCCUCUCCGACGACCGCACCACCAUCGCCCUCUCCUUCGACGCCUACACCGUCCAAUCCGGACCUUCGAUCCCCGCCACCGAGCGACGCAAGUUCUGCCAGCUCCAACUCAAGAUCAAGAAGCCCAGCGGCUUCCAAUACAGCAUCUUCGGCGCCGAUUACCGCGGCUACGCCAGUUUGGAGAAAGGUGUCACCGGCACCACGCAGAGCACUUACUACUUCUCCGGAGAGCAGAACCAGACUGUAAUUCCAACAUCGUUCACCGGUCCCAUGGAAGGCAACUACCUCAAGCACGACGAGAUCGACGCCGGAUCAACCGUCUGGUCUCCCUGCGGCGAACCCGGCAUCUUGAACAUCAAGUCUGAAGUUCGCAUCGUACCGAUGGCAGCCACGGGCCUCAAUCUCCUGACCGUCGACACCGUCGAUGCCAAGUUCACGCAGAAGUACUUCGUGCAGUGGCAGAAGUGCGAUCCUAAGAAGGGCGGUAACGGUGGCGGAGGCUCCGGUGGAUUGAGGCCCCCAACCUUUGACGAUGGCAACUUGGGCAGAGAGGUUGAUCUGUCGGGCAGGCCUAUUCAGAACUAA